Molecule: messenger RNA, 6945 nt
Organism: Epinephelus fuscoguttatus (brown-marbled grouper)
Lineage: Eukaryota; Metazoa; Chordata; Actinopteri; Perciformes; Serranidae
Gene: rffl
Product: ring finger and FYVE-like domain containing E3 ubiquitin protein ligase
Exons: 8
Coding region: 278-1312 (344 amino acids)
Biological process (GO): negative regulation of extrinsic apoptotic signaling pathway via death domain receptors; proteasome-mediated ubiquitin-dependent protein catabolic process; protein K48-linked ubiquitination
Cellular component (GO): plasma membrane; cytoplasm
Molecular function (GO): ubiquitin protein ligase activity
Source: RefSeq, a predicted model, not a curated record
CGCGCGUGUGUGUGUGUGUGUGUGUGUGGUUGAACUCUUCCUGGUUCAGUUCUCUGUUAUUAUCUCACUCUUCACUUGUUGUAGUUGUAGUUGUUGUUGUUGUUGUUGUUGUUUAUUCCUCCAGUCUGACGUCACAGCAGCCCGCAGAUCGUCACCAUGUUGACAAACUAACAGCUGGAGCUUUGAAGCAGCUCGUGAGCGUCAGUUUAGCAGCAGCUCGGUCACAACUCGGUCAGUUAGCUUCCUGCUAGCUGUAGCAGCCCCGUCGCUUCCAGGUAUGUUUGCGUCCUGCUGUAACUGGUUGUGCAUGGACGCUGGUGAUGACACUGAGCAGUCUGCUGGAGCCGAGCGACGUCAUCAGUCCUACACUAACUCGGGCUUCAACAGUCAGCCGUCUCCUCCUGCACCUGAACACACCUGUAAGGCAUGUGGGGGGCACUUGGACACACCUGCAAAGAAGCAUGUGUGCGUGGACUGUAAGAAGGACUACUGCAGCCGCUGCUCCGCACAGCUGGAGCCCCGCCCCCGUCUCUGUCACACCUGUCAGCGUUUCUACGGCAACCUGCUGGAGCGGGCGGAGCUCAUGAAGCUGAAAGUGAAGGAGCUCCGGGACUACCUGCACCUGCACGAGGUCUCCACCCACCUGUGCAGAGAGAAGGAGGAACUGGUGGAGCUGGUCCUCAGUCAGCAGUCUUCACCAUCCAGUGACUCCGCCCCUGAGACCUUGACCCCCGACCCUGUGUCCAUGACCUUUGACUCACCUGACUUGACCCCUCACAGCUCGACUCCUGCCCCCCCUACCCCGACCCCUGAACCCCCGGCUGCACAGCCUGAAGCCCCACCCACAGAGACCGCCCCCACUGAGCCCGAUGUUCAGGACGAAGACCAGACCUGGGACCUGGAGGAGGCCCCGGUUUCGGGUCGCAGGGCAUCUCUGUCUGACCUGAGCUGUGUGGAAGACAUUGAGGCUCUCAGCGUCCGGCAGCUGAAGGAAAUCCUCGCCAGGAACUUUGUCAACUACAAAGGCUGCUGUGAGAAGUGGGAGCUGAUGGAGAGGGUGACCCGGCUGUACCAGGACCAGCAGAACCUACUGGCUGCCAACACUGUGAACGCUGCAGAGUCUGGCGGCGGCGGUGGCCGUCCUGCAGGUUUGGAGGAGAACCUCUGUAAGAUAUGUAUGGACUCGCCGAUCGACUGCGUCCUGUUGGAGUGUGGUCACAUGAUCACCUGCACCAAGUGCGGCAAGAGGAUGAGCGAAUGUCCCAUCUGCCGCCAGUACGUCGUCCGAGCUGUCCACGUCUUCCGGUCCUGAACCUGGGACCGACUGUCUCCAAAGCAAUAAAGUGCAAACUGAAGGGACCUUCUCCACAGAUGUGUUUAUUUUUCUAGUGUAAAUAAGAUGAAGAAUGUAAGAAGUGACCUUCUGUGAGCGUCGGCCUGCAGAGCUGCUGUUUGAACACAAACACUGAACGUACAGACCGACUCCACAUCUCUGAAUCAUCCACCAGGAAUCCUCUGUGCCUUCAGCAGCUCGUCCCCUGGACGCCGCCUCAGCGGUGAAACACUGAAGGGGCGGGGGGCGGGAACCUACCAAAGAGAAACGUUACCUCGACAGGUGAGGCGGGUCCAAGAUCAUUACAUCACCACGUUGCCUUAAACUCAGUGUAAAGCCCACAGACUGUGUUCUGGUCACAGUCGGCUCUGUUUACAGUCCGCAGUGAGCUCACACUGUAAAAAUAUCUCAGUGAUGUCAUAACCUGUGCAGCCGUCUGCGUCCCAGCGGCGUCGCUGUAUUAAAUCUAAACUAAAGCUGCUUUAGACCAGCAGCCAAUCAGAAACAGGACAUCAGCAUGGUCAUUAAACUGCCUUCAGAUCAGAUUAUCAGCAGGAUAAUAACACACACACACACACACACACACACACACACACACACACACUGAGCCCCGCCCCCAGCCUCAGGUGAUUGGUGCUCCACCUGUCAGUCACGCCUUUACCUUAAGAUGCCUGAUGGAUCUGAACGCUGCUGUUUCCCCUCAGAUCCUCUGCGUUACACCGACAUCCAUUAAAAACUCUUCAAAUACUGGAGCGACACAUUUUACAUUUUCCAAACUGUUUCAGAUUGUUUCUGUCGUCUCUGCUCCGACUGUGUCCUCAGGAGACGCACACCGUCUCAUCAGUCACUGAUUCCAGAAAGAAACACAAUUUUUAACGAAUUUUAAUAUUUAAAAAAAGCUCAGACAGUCUUCAGAUACAUUCUCAGAUGGAUAUGAAUGGAAACCAAGCGGCCGCCUCAAACAGCAGAAUAACCAAACGCCUCUGUCUAACACAAAACGACUCGACGUUUCUUCUUCUUUCUUUUGACCACUUAAGCCCCAAAACCAGCAGCUGAGACGUUGACUGCUGGUUCUGAUGUCAAGGACAAAAAGUUUAACACAGUUUGGAAAAUGUUGAGUGAUAAUGUGAAGUACUUUGAUUUAGGGAUGCACGAUAAAAUCAGUACGUCAUCGGUGACGGCUUUAAAAUGAACUACAAGAACCAGGGCUGAGCGAUAUAACGACUGUGUACAAUAUAUUGAUUUGUUAUCAAGCAGGGUAUUAAUUAAGACACUGUUUAUAUCGACAGAGGGUCAGGCUGCAUUACAUAACGCAUACCAGUGAGCACACUAGUUCUAGAACACAUUAAACACACAUUAAACACACAGUAAACAUACAGUAAACAUACAGUAAACACACAUUAAACACACAGUAAACAUACAGUAAACAUACAGUAAACACACAUUAAACACACAGUAAACACACAGUAAACACACAUUAAACACACAGUAAACGCACAUUAAACGCACAUUAAACACACAUUAAAUGCACAUUAAACACACAGUAAACACAUUAAACACACAUUAAAUGCACAUUAAACACACAGUAAACGCACAUUAAACACACAUUAAACAUACAGUAAACACACAUUAAACACACAUUAAACAUACAGUAAACACACAUUAAACACACAUUAAAUGCACAGUAAACACAGUAAACACACAUUAAACACAGUAAACAUACAGUAAACACACAUUAAACAUACAGUAAACGCACAUUAAACAUACAGUAAACGCACAGUACAUGCACAGUAAACGCAUAUUAAACACACAUUAAACACACAUUAAACAUACAGUAAACACACAGUAAAUGCACAGUAAACACACAUUAAACACACAGUAAACACACAUUAAACAUACAGUAAACGCACAGUAAACACACAUUAAACAUACAGUAAAUGCACAGUAAACACACAUUAAACAUACAGUAAACGCACAUUAAACACACAUUAAACAUGGCUUAAUAGAGACAGUCUCAAACACAAAUCAGCUUCACUAUAACUCGCAGCAUUCACAGACAAACACUUGUCUUUAUCUGGACACAUUUUCCCCACAAAUACAACAUGCUAACGUUAUUAGCACAAGCCUAUGGCAUUUUACAUUGUAUAAAUUAGCCUAGCAGCUAGCAGACUUUUCCUCUGCUCAUAUGACCCCAGGGACAACAGCAAACCUCUGCAGCUCCAGUGCUGUGUGCAGAAAGUUAACGUACAGCCCUGCAGUUUAUGUGAUAUAAUUUUUCAUGAACAUGUUGUGCAGCUGUUUAUUUUCAAACAGGAAAAUAAUCCCUGUCUUUGUAUUUUAUUUUCAUCACAAUCUGUUUUUAUUAAAGUAACUGAAGUCUCAGAUGUGGCUCUGACCUGCAGCUAAAAACAUGUAGAAAAUACAGAGAUAUAUAUCAUGUGUCGCUGGUCAGCCUAAAAAAAUACAGAGAUAUGAAUAUUUGUCCGUAGGGCCCAGCCCUGAUGAGAAUCAGCCAACAUUUUUCUUAUUAUGCACAAUGAAUGAAUAUUACAUACACUGAGCAGUAGAUAAAGAGAGAUGACUGGCUGCUCUGUUUAUACAAAAAUGCAUAAUCUUGUGUCGGGUGUUUGUGGAGAACAGGAAAUAUUAAAAAGCCUUUAUUAUGGUGGCUAAAUCAUGAAAAGAGCCGACAUGUUUGGACCACUGCAGACCUUCAUCAGGAGUUUACAAACUGUUUUGGAUCGCCUUCCUGCUGAUACUUUGAAAAGUAUUUCAUGUCUCCAUCUGCUGGUGGGCCGUCACAAUAAGGAUCUGCAUGUAUAAUAUUUAAUUCCAAUACAGAAGAAACUUGAUCACUAACAUUAGGUGGGGAAAAAAGGAUUUAUCACUUAUCACUUAAAAGUCAAAUUAGUUGUUAUAUGUUGGAUAUCAGCAAAAAACUCCAGUAUCGUGCAUCCUUACUUUGAUUUACACGCCUGUCGUUUCCUGAUGAAUCUCAAAACGCUUUCCUGAUUUAGUCAUAAUGGUGGUAUCACAUUUAGACACUCAGAUUAAUCCAUACUAAAUAACAAAAAUCAGCUCAAUGUGAAAAAUGUGAAAUGUGACUACACACAAACACAGUUUAACCUGUGGAGAAUAAAAUGUCUGAUAGUAUUUUUUUUUCCUACAGUUCGCUCAAUGGCUGCGGCUGACAGGUCGAUUCGUUAUCAGUAAAUCUGAAGUUUAUUUUUUCAGUCAAGUAAUUUGGUCUGAAAAAAGAAUCUGAGGUGACGCCGUCAAAGUUUAAAUUCAAAACCCUGAAAAUAUUGAGUUUAUUACUGGAGAACAAAAUCAGCAAGCAUGCACAGUUUUGAUCCAAAAGUUAUUUAUCAGAAUUAAUUUCCUGUUGAUCGAUUAACUGACUUAUCAUUUUGAGUUCUAACUGGCACCAGAUUACUUCCUGAAAGUCACUGAGAACUUAUUUAUAAAUUACAGGCACACGUAUAAAGGAUUUAAACUGCCGCUGAGCAUCUUAAAUUUACAGAGUUUAAGGGUUUAAAUCCCAUCUCACAUAUCAAAGAUGACAUCCUGACACAUACCAUAUUCUAGAGUCAGCUGUCUGCUGGCGCUAACCUCCCCUUGUACGUCAAACUGACUGCCACCAGGGGGCAGCAGAGACAGGAAGUGCUCACCAUCAUGUACGGCACUGGACCCAAACCUGCUGGACAAGGAUCAAUGACAUGGCAAGGACCAAACAGCCUCAACAACCAUACAUAGAUGUUUUUACUUUGUGCUAAGCUAGGCUAGCAUUUUCCCACUGCUCACAGUCUUGAUUAGCUAAGCUAACCCGGGACCAGCUUGACUGUAGCUUCCUGUGAGGUAAUUUCUUCUCUAUUUUCUCUGGGAAUUUAAGGUGUUUAGGGACCAUGAGGGAUUUUAUAUUUGUAGUUUAAAAGGUAAAAAGGCACUGUUUAUCAGAAAUGAUUCAGGUGUUAGUAGACUCAGCAAUGCAACUAAAUUUAGGGCAAUAAAGUACAAAGGGAGACAAGUUGCAUAAAAGCAAUGGGUCUGUCACUGCACUGGAUCUCUAUCUUCUCACCUGAGUCUCGAAAAGACAAAGAACAAGAUGUUUUAGUAAACGUUGGAUUGUUUUUUUAAAGUAGAUUUAAUAGAAACAACAGCGGCCCCAGGAUACUUCCCUGAGGAACGCUGGAUGUCAUCAAAGACAAAGAACAAGAUGAUUAACUAAAUGUGGGACUGUCCCUUUAAAUCAGAUUUAAUAGAAACAAAAAAGGCCCCAGGACACGUCCCUGAAGGACUCUUUUAUAUUAUUCCUAUUUAAGACAACAGCUGUGUCUCAGUUCAGGGGCUGCAGCCUUCGAAGGCUACAUUUGAAGACUGAUUGUGUCACAUCGGCGCAACCAAGGCCGUCCCAUUUCCAAAGCUCCUUCAAGCGUGGCCGAGAAAUGCAGCCUUUUUUCCCAGAAUUUGGAGGAUGCAACGGUUGAAUCCUUCGUGGCCCAGCCUAUCCCGAGAUGCAUUGUGUGCUGGUGACAAUUACAUAUUAAGUUAAGCUAACAGUUGUUAACUAGCUAACGGUUAACGGUUGUUAACAUUACUGUUAGCUAAAAGCACACAGCUUAAACAAUUUGAACUUAAUAAGUUAAAACGCUCCAUCAGCCUGAAAUAUAUCAGAUGUCAGUGUUUCCAGUGGUGAAUCAUCUCCUCAAGGACUGAAUGAAAUAAUAUGUAUAAUAACAAGAUUUAGGGCUAACUAACCUACUAGCUUAUUCCUUCUUUCGUCAAGUGCAGCUGGUUGCUAGCUAACAGUAAUGCCAAUUGGUCGGGACGAGAACAACUGGUGAUGCAACCGGGAAAUCCUCCGCAGACCAGACUGUCCCAUUUCGGAGACUGUUUGGUUUGGCUGAUGCGGUCUUCAAAGGACAUCCUUCAAAGGUUGCAGUGUCUGAACUGAGACACAGCUAUAGAACGAGAUGGUUUAGUAGAUAUUGGAUUGUUCCUUUAAAUCUUAUUUAAUAGAAACAACAGAGACCCCAGGACACCUUCCUGAGUAACUCCACAUUAUUAAAGACAGAAAACAAGAUGAUUUAAAAUGUUUUUUAAAUCAGAUUUAUUAGAAACAUCAGAGGCCCCAGGACACGUCCCUGAGGAACUCCACGUUAUUGAAGAACAAGUUGAUUGAUGAAUUCUUACCAGCAGACUCUCUGUGUGUUUGUGGUUGAACAGAAGCUUCAGCAGUUGAACUCUUUGGUUUGAAGUUGACUUUGUGUCUUGUUGUUGACUCUGAUUGCACUAAUCUGUUGACGCUGAAACAUUUUGAACUUCGUCUUUAGUUAAUUUGUUUUGGUUGAAGAGGAAGUUGUUCUGGAGAGAGAAUUGUCCUUCUUUGUUGUUGCUCUCCUGAGGUCAUUUAGGAUGAUUUUUUUUUCUUUGUGAAUUUUUUAGAUUUUCGAAUGAUGGUUGGUUUAUACAGCCAUUCUGGGAUCACAUUUAUUUCAUAUAUAACCAUUGCCUUCUGCUCGUACAGCGGCAUCAUGGCAACUCAGCUGUGGUACAUGAAGCUACGCUGCACUUUGAUUCCUCUGCUACAAUAAAAAUGAAUGACGUCAUAA